AUGCAUAAGGUGGUCGUGCCAAAGCAUUCUGGGGUUCAUCGCUUUGCUUGUCUGGCACUUUAUCGAACCCUUCUCCGACAAUGUUCUCCUUCGACGAGUAAUGCACCAUGGCUGAGCGAGACCAGAUUCCUCGCCCGGCAGAGAUUCCGCAGAUAUAAAGAUCUCCAAAGCCCAUCACAGGUAGCAAAUGCCUUGAAAGCCGGCUAUCAGGCUCUGGACCUGCUUGAUUCGGCCUCGAGAGGAAACAGACAGGACGAAAGGCAAAUCACAGCAAUCCUCGCGCAAGCAAAAUCCAUCAAGGAGAAAUCCGCUGCCGUACAGAGGGAGAUCAAUCGAUCGAAAUCCCCGAGUCCUCCGAAACCGCUCUCUGAACGACAAAUUCAAAGGCAGAAGUCGGUUCGUCACGAAGAAGAGACUUGGCUACGACAUCCGAAUGCCGAAUCAGUCCUCUCACGCCCCAGACCAAAGGUGAGCGGAAAGCGACAAGUGCCGGUUCUGGUCAAUGCUCGUGGAGUGCCUUUCCUACGCAUUAAAAAGCCGCAGCCUAGGAAUCUUAGUGGUGUCAUUCGGUCGAAGCUAGAGAAGCGCUGGCAUCGUAUUGAACUGAGAGAACGGCUGCAGGUGGAACUCUUAUUCGCCAAGGACGAAGACACCUGGGACCACCUCACAAAGACGAAGGCUGGAGAUCCAACAUUAUGGUCUGCAAGCGUCAAAGCGUCCCUAGAUGACGUUUGUCAAAAAAUCAAGCAGACAGAUCACGAUAAUCGUGAAAUGUCGGAGCGUAUGUGGCAGGUUGUGCUUGAUGAGCGCGCGCUGGCUGCUAAGGAAGAGAAAGAAAGACAGGCGGCGGAGGGGAAAAGCCCCACAGGUGGAUGA
This is a messenger RNA of Penicillium pulvis, 876 nucleotides long. Its product is annotated as LYR motif-containing protein. The transcript is spliced from 3 exons. Bases 1 to 876 code for a protein of 291 amino acids. NCBI's taxonomy places the organism in Eukaryota, Fungi, Ascomycota, Eurotiomycetes, Eurotiales, Aspergillaceae. The record is from RefSeq and is a predicted model, not a curated record.